AUGAGUAGCUUUUCGCUCUCCGUCUUCACUAGGCGCCUUGGUCCCCGCCAAUGGACCUGCACGACCUGCAAGAGCCAGCUCCCCCGAUUUCCCAAGCCGACCUCGCCCUUGGGUGCUCCCAGACGCUUCGCCACCGCAACGGGCAGGAAUGGCUCGUCGCAACAGCAGCGCCGCCCGCGCAGAGCUCUGUUGUUCGCAUCUACUAGUGCGGCCGUGGGCGGUGUCACGGCGCUUGCCUUCAUCGAUGACAUUAAAGGCGCCUACGAGGCUGCUGGGCGCAGCGGUCGCGUCGUCUCUGGGCUCGCCAUCUGCAUCAACGACUACCGUACCACACUGAACCAAAGAGCCCUGAUCGAAGACGCCGACGAAAAGGAAGCCAUCCUCAAGGCAUGCCACAAGCGAUGCGCCGAACGCACCCUCAAGGUGCUCGAGAAGAAUGGCGGCAUCUUUAUCAAGCUUGGACAGCAUCUUAGCGCAAUGAACUACCUCUUACCCUCCGAGUGGACCACGACCUUUAUCCCUCUCCAGGACAAGUGCCCCGUCUCGUCCUACGAAUCGAUUGAGGCAAUGUACAGAAAGGACACGGGCGAGGACCUGAUGGUGUACUUUUCCGAAUUCUCGCACGAGCCCAUCGGCGCCGCCUCGCUCGCUCAGGUGCACCUGGCCACGAUCCGCGCCACGGGCCAGCAGGUCGCCGUCAAGGUGCAGCACCCGGAGCUGCAGGCCUGGGCGCCGCUGGACCUGGCGCUGACCCGCUACACCUUUUCGACGCUCAAGCGCUUCUUCCCCGAGUACGACCUCGAGUGGCUGUCGUCGGAGAUGGAGGUGUCGCUGCCCAAGGAGCUCGACUUCCAGGAGGAGGCCGUCAACGCCAAGUCGAUGCGCGACCACUUUGCCAAGAUCCCCCACCUCCCCCUCAUCAUCCCCGACGUCGUCUGGGCCCGCCGGCGCAUCAUCGUCAUGGCCUGCGAGGCCGGCCACCGCCCCGACGACCUGGCCUACCUCGACGCCAACGGCAUCGACCGCGACGAGGUGUCGGCGACGCUCGCCCGCAUCUUCAACGAGAUGAUCUUUGGCGACGGCGCGCCGCUCCACUGCGACCCCCACGGCGGCAACCUCGCCAUCCGCAAAAACGACGAGUUUCGCGGCUUCAGCGGCCGGCCCAACUUUGACGUCAUCCUCUACGACCACGGCCUGUACCGCGAGAUCCCGCUCGCGCUGCGCCGCUCCUACGCCAAGAUGUGGCUGGCCGUCAUCGACGGCGACAUGGAGCGCAUGAGGCGGUACGCGCACGAGGUCGCCGGCAUCACCGACAAGGACUUUCCGCUCUUCGCAUCGGCCAUUACCGGCCGCGACUAUAGCGUCAUCUCCAAGCAGGGCUCCAUCCUGCAGACGCGCACCGGCGACGAGGAGGCCGCCAUGUCGACGUCCCUGCAGGAGGGCCUCAUCGUCGACCUGGUGCAGCUGCUGAGCCGCGUGCCGCGCAUCAUCCUCCUCAUCCUCAAGACCAACGACCUGACGCGCAGCCUCGACGAGAACCUGCAGACGCGCCAGGGCCCGAUCCGCACCUUUAUGAUCCUGGCGCGCUACUGCACGCGCACCGUCUUUUACGAGCAGCUGGACAAGAUCCGCGAGCGCGGCGGGUCGUUCCUCUGGCCGGCCAACGCGGUCCGCGUCGUGUCGGCCUGGGCGUCGCUGAUGCGUGUCGAGAUCAAGCUCGAGGUGUUUGAGCUGUGGCUGAGCAUCAAGCGCAUGCUGGGGCUGAGGAGCACCGCAGCGCUGCAAUAG
This is a messenger RNA of Akanthomyces muscarius, 1788 nucleotides long. RefSeq lists its product as uncharacterized. Gene Ontology annotation, cellular component: mitochondrial inner membrane. The record is from RefSeq and is a predicted model, not a curated record. The coding region runs from base 1 to 1788 and encodes 595 amino acids. Gene Ontology annotation, biological process: mitochondrion organization; lipid homeostasis. Lineage: Eukaryota; Fungi; Ascomycota; Sordariomycetes; Hypocreales; Cordycipitaceae. The transcript is spliced from 3 exons.